This is a messenger RNA of Gavialis gangeticus (Gharial), 1830 nucleotides long. It is a transcript of the gene ZDHHC6, whose product is annotated as zinc finger DHHC-type containing 6. The coding region runs from base 80 to 1318 and encodes 412 amino acids. The transcript is spliced from 10 exons. Gene Ontology annotation, biological process: protein palmitoylation. Gene Ontology annotation, molecular function: palmitoyltransferase activity; protein binding. NCBI's taxonomy places the organism in Eukaryota, Metazoa, Chordata, Crocodylia, Gavialidae. The record is from RefSeq and is a predicted model, not a curated record. Gene Ontology annotation, cellular component: Golgi apparatus.
CGCCCUUCGCCAGGAUGUGGGAACUGGAGCUGGCCCCUGAGCGCUAGGGGCUCUGCGGGGCAGGGAGGCCCCGGUCAGGAUGGCCAUGGGGCGCUCGCUCGUGAAGUUUGAGAACCUGCAUGAACUGAAGAGGCUCUGUCACUGGGGCCCCAUCAUAGCCCUGGGCGUCAUCACCAUCUGCUCCACGAUGGCGAUGAUCGAUGCAGUCCUGUGGUAUUGGCCCUUGGAGACACCAGGAGGGAGUGUGAAUUUCAUUAUGCUUAUCAACUGGACGGUUAUGAUUCUUUACAACUACUUCAAUGCCAUGUUCGUUGGCCCUGGAUAUGUUCCUUUCGGAUGGAAACCGGAAAAAUCUCAGGACUCUGUGUAUCUCCAGUACUGUAAAGUGUGCCAGUCUUACAAGGCACCACGUUCACACCACUGCCGAAAAUGUAACAGGUGUGUUAUGAAGAUGGAUCACCAUUGUCCUUGGAUCAAUAACUGUUGUGGAUAUCAGAACCAUGCAUACUUCACUCUGUUUCUCCUUUUAGCCCCACUUGGAUGCAUCCAUGCAUCUUUCAUUUUUGUUAUGACUAUGUACACUCAACUUUAUAACAGGAUAUCUUUUGGGUGGAGUUCUGUAAGGAUUGAUAUGAGUGCAGCCAAAAGAGACCCUCUUCCAAUUAUUCCCUUUGGAUUGUCAGCAUUUGCUGCAUCUCUCUUUGCCUUGGGACUGGCAUUAGGAACAACUAUAGCAGUUGGUAUGUUGUUUAUUAUCCAGAUGAAAGUCAUUCUGAGGAAUAAAACUUCAAUCGAAUCCUGGAUUGAGGAGAAGGCCAAAGACAGAAUCCAGUAUUACCAUACAGGUGAAAUCUUCAUUUUUCCUUAUGACAUGGGAAGUAAAUGGAAGAACAUCAAGCAAGUGUUUACAUGGUCUGGGAUUCCUGAGGGAAAUGGCCUGGAAUGGCCUGUAAAAGAAGGCUGUCACCAGUACAGUUUGACUGUUGAGCAGCUCAAACAAAAGUCAGACAAGCGACUAAGAAGUGUGCGGUACCAAGCGGUAGAAGACUACAGUGGUGCCUGCUGCCCCAUGACUAAAGGUGUUAAAACAUUCUUCACGACACCCUGCACAGAGGAACCUAGAAUUGCACUGAGUAAAGGGGAUCUGAUUUUAGCCACAAGAGGCUUAAAACACUGGAUGUAUGGUGAAAGAAUUCUUGACUCAACUACUGAUGGUGAAACAAGAGUCAGAGGAUGGUUCCCAAGGAAUUGCGUGGAAAAGUGUCAGUAUGAUUCUGAACUGGAUCAACCAGUCGAUGGAGAAAAGAAAAAUAGAUAGCCCUUUCACUAUUUUUAUUAAUAAAUGAAAUUUUCCUUUCAGAACACAAUCCAUUACUUGAAACCUUGUGUAUAUUACUUUACAUAUAUGCAAUUGGUAUAUUACAAAAGGGUUUUAAUUUCCUCCCGAUGUAAAAGUGCUAUAGUGCCAUGAUCUAUAUUCUUUUUUGUUUUUUUUACACAUUUUAUAACUGAUAAAACCAUUCCAUGGAUGAUGCGUUCAAGUUUUUCACCCUAAGGAUAGUUUUGAUUUCCAUUUUAUUUUUUUGUUUAAAUUAAGAAUAUUUUUUUUAAUUAUACCCUGAUGGGAGAGGGAGUAUUGUUUUAAUUUUUCUACAAUCGCAUCUGCAUAUGAUGCGUGCUGCUUUUCUUUUGUAGCUUAUUUUGCUUUGUGUCUCAAAUGGCCCCUGAAAAUUAUAAAAUAAAUUUCAAAUGUAAGUAUAGGAUUUGGUACCUGCAACUUUUAAUAAUGUGACUUGCCAAUCACAAAUAAACACCAAUGUGUAUUCUGUA